AUGAAUCCUCUCAGUCGGGCCAGAAUCCCCGAGAUCUGCUGUCAGCCGGAGUCGGUCGAUUUUAUCGAGAACGAUCUUGAGGACAGCCAUCCUGGCCUGAACGAUCCUCCGUCACACUACGACGCCCGCCGUCGCUUGUUUGUGCUCAGUAACCCGGUGUCGCAGAUGGACGAGCAGUCCCUGACCGCCUACAACCGAGUCCAAUGGGCAUUGAAGGUGCCCGGCGUGCAGGCGCCCGUGGCUCCCCCGGGGACUGUGACGCUGACGCUGCCCAGCGCGGCCACUGUCCUGUCCGCGCGGCGGCGUGCGGAGCCGAGCGCCGCGCUCAAGUUCUGGGACGAGCUCUUUGCGCCAUCGAUGGACCGCUUUGUGCUUGCCCAUCCGCAGGAGGCGGACGAGGUCAGGGAGCGGGGCAGCAUCCGCGGCCAGCACGACUGGACUGGCGUCUUCGACACGCUCGAGGCGGCCAAGAACGCCUACAGCCAGACGGACAAGAGCUUCAAGGGCAUCUUUCGCAAGGUGUACCGCAAGUCGGCCGACCACUCCGGCACGUCGGUGGUCAAGAUGGCCAAGGAGAUCGUGGACAACGACUACGCAUCGCCGGUGCUCGGCUCGCUGCAGCUGGUACUUGAGGCGGCCGCAAAGGCGGCGAAGCUCCGGCAGGACAUGCUGGGCGCCUUUGACCGAAUCGACCGCAACUUUGCCGAGGUUGAGGCCUACCGGCAGGCGUUUGCCGGCGACGAGAACAUCACAGACGCCGCGAUUGGCUUGGUCGCGGCGGUCCUGCACGCCGUCGAGAUGGUCAUUGGCUUUUUCGUGUCCAAAACCUACAAGCGGCUGUUCCGCGCCACCUUCACAAUCGACGAGUACCGCAGGAAGAUUGACACGAGCCUCACCGACAUUGAUCAAAUGAGCUCCGACCUCCUCAGCGAGGUGCACAUGUCCGAGGUACACCGGGACCAGCAGUUCCAGGAGCGAGUCAUCCAGGAUGCGGCGAUCACCCAAUACGGCAUGGCCCAGCUUGCUCACAUGGAACACGGCACCCGCAAUGGCAUCAUGUACAUGCUGAACGAUCUUAUGCUGGCAAUGAAGGACGUCAAGGAGAGCGUGUCCCGGUCGCCCUCGCCCGCGCCAGUGAUGCCCAUUAUGAUGAUUGCGGGUGCCCCAUCGUCGCCCGGCCCCGAGCACCAUGGUAUCAGCCCGCACGACCUCCUUGGUUGGAUCAACAUGACGGAUCUGGCGGCCAAGGACCUCGAGUACAUUGGAAGUCACAACCACUCGGACAUCUCCGACGACGAGCAGGGCCGCGCCCAGCAGCUCGUCGCCCACCACCAGCUGCAGUACUGGCUCAGUGUCCCGGCGUCGUCGCAGCUACUAGUCCACGGUAACUUCGGCGGCGGCCUGCGUCCGGUGUCCGGCCUGACUCUGUUCUGUGCAUCCCUCACGAUCCACCUCAGCAGCCAGCCGCGCAUCAUUCGGCUGCUGUUUUUCUGCGGCCUGCACAUCGACGAGGACGACGAGGAGGAGGAGGACGACGACGACGACGAUGACGACGUGGACGACGAGCAUCUCCCCGUCGUCGGCGGCCGGGCCCUCAUCGCGAGCUUCGUCUGCCAGCUGCUGUGCGCCUUUGAUUUCGGGCCGGAGCUGCCGCUCGACCACAGCAUCGAAGACGCGGUCCGCGACGGGGACGUGCACGAGCUCUGUCUCGUUUUCGGCGCGCUGGUGCGUCGUCUCCCGCACGGCAUCGUGCUGGUCUGUGUGGUGGAGGGCUCCGGGUACUACGAGCGGCCCGAGUUUCUCGCGGAGGCGUCCGUGGUGCUCGCCUACGUCCUGCGUCUGUCCACGGACGACGCGGUAUCCGCCAUCAUCAAAGUGCUCAUCACCAGUCCGACGCGGACAACCCACAUCCGCCAGCCAUUUACCAAGGACAAGAUUUUGUCCAUGGCGGCAAUGGCGGAUGCCGAGUGGGAGCCCAGCCACUCGCGAAUGGAGCGCGUCUUGGGCGAAGUGCUUUCACCGGAUGACGAGUACGAUGACGACUUUGAAUAUGCGUAG
Molecule: messenger RNA, 2058 nt
Organism: Cordyceps fumosorosea ARSEF 2679
Lineage: Eukaryota; Fungi; Ascomycota; Sordariomycetes; Hypocreales; Cordycipitaceae
Exons: 5
Coding region: 1-2058 (685 amino acids)
Source: RefSeq, a predicted model, not a curated record